GCGCUUGCGUGGAGAGAGCGGCCAACCGCGGCGCGUGCGCACUGCGCGCCUGCGAGAACGGGUCUGCAGGUUCCCAGCCGAGAUCUGGAUACCUGCGGCGGUUAGAGCUGCAACACGCCGGCGGGUGUGAAAGGGGUCAGAAGUCUUUCCGGCGGCGACCGGGCCUAGUUCAACGGCGGCCGAGGCAACAGUCGGAAGCCUGGCGCGGCAUGUCGUGGGUUCCGCGGGGCUGGCAGUGAACGUGUGGCGGGCGGGAUGGGCCGGCGCCGGGGUGUGGAGCUGUACCGGGCCCCGUUCCCGCUGUACGCGCUUCAAGUAGAUCCCAGCUCCGGGCUGCUCAUCGCUGCGGGCGGAGGAGGUGCCGCCAAGACAGGCAUAAAGAAUGGCGUGCACUUUCUGCAGCUAGAGCAAAUUAAUGGGUGCCUGAGUGCCUCCUUGCUGCACUCCCAUGACACAGAGACACGGGCCACCAUGAACUUGGCACUGGCUGGUGACAUCCUUGCUGCAGGACAGGAUGCCCACUGUCAGCUUCUGCGAUUCCAAGUCCAGCAACAGAAGGGUGGCAAGGCAGAGAAGGCAGGUUCCAAGGAGCAGGGACCUCGACAAAGAAAGGGGGCAGCUCCUGCAGAGAAGAAAUCAGAAGUUCAGCCAGAAGGGGUUGAACUCAAGGUAAAGAAUUUGGAGGCAGUACAGACAGACUUCAGCACUGAACCACUGCAGAAAGUUGUGUGUUUCAACCAUGAUAAUACCCUGCUUGCCACUGGAGGGACCGAUGGCCAUGUUCGUUUCUGGAAGGUACCCAGCCUGGAGAAAGUUCUGGAGUUCAAAGCCCAUGAAGGGGAGAUUGAAGAUUUGGCUUUGGGCCCUGAUGGCAAGUUGGUAACUGUGGGCUGGGACUUUAAAGCCUCCGUGUGGCAGAAGGAUCAACUAGUGGCACAGCUUCAGUGGCAAGAAAAUGGACCCACCUUUUCUAACACGCCUUACCGCUACCAGGCCUGCAGGUUUGGGCAGGUUCCAGACCAGCCUGGUGGGUUGCGACUCUUCACAGUGCAGAUCCCCCACAAGCGCCUGCGUCAGCCCCCACCCUGCUACCUCACAGCCUGGGACAGUUCUACUUUCUUGCCCCUGCGGACCAGAUCCUGUGGCCAUGAAGUCAUCUCCUGCCUCAGUGUCAGUGAAUCGGGUACCUUCCUAGGCCUGGGCACGGUCACUGGCUCUGUCGCCAUCUACAUAGCUUUCUCUUUCCAGCGCCUCUAUUAUGUGAGGGAGGCCCAUGGCAUUGUGGUGACAGAUGUGACCUUUCUACCUGAGAAGGGUCGUGGUCCAGAGCUUCUUGGGCCCCAUGAAACUGCCCUCCUUUCAGUGGCUGUGGACAGUCGUUGCCAGCUGCACCUGCUGCCCUCACGGCGGAGCGUUCCUGUGUGGCUGCUGCUCCUGCUAUGUGUUGGGCUUAUUGUUGUGACCAUCCUGCUGCUCCAGAGUGCCUUUCCGGGUUUUCUUUAGCUUCCUUGACCAAUGGGAAUUGGGCCUGGAGACUGCCACUUUCCAGAGCACAGUUCAUUGUGGUCCACAGCUGAGGCUGCUUCCAAUCAAACAGAUGGGCACUGGUUGAUCCUUCUCAGUUAGUUAACUUGGCUCUAUGUGACUCUGGGUCCUAGGAGCCCUGCAUUCAUCACCUGUAGAUCCACCCAGAACAAUGGUGUCUGAAGCCCAGGCCACACUACCUGCUUCCUUCCCUCCAUCUCCCAGAGUUGAGCCCCUUGUCCUCCAGGAACAUGUGAAGAUGUCCAAGAGCCUGGAGGCACUGCCAUCCUCACGGAAACUUAGUUUCUCUUCCUCCCUCAAUGCCUUCACAUGAGGCCCCUGACUUCUGCUGGGACAAAGAUUGGCCUGGCACUUGCUGUUAGGGCAGGAAGAGGCAAAAAGAAGACUCGGGUAGUAGUAUCUGUGGGCUCAGGUGGGUAGCAGUAAGCCAACCUGGCCAAAUACACAGCUCCUGGAUGGUCUACUCCAGCCUGAGGAAAGGGAAAACAAAACCUCAGCCCAUUAGGAAGGAAGAGCUGGUAUUUAAUAAAGAUUGAACUGAGA
Nannospalax galili (Upper Galilee mountains blind mole rat) is the source of this 2088-nucleotide messenger RNA. RefSeq names its product prolactin regulatory element binding (gene Preb). The record is from RefSeq and is a predicted model, not a curated record. Lineage: Eukaryota; Metazoa; Chordata; Mammalia; Rodentia; Spalacidae. The coding region runs from base 256 to 1503 and encodes 415 amino acids. Gene Ontology annotation, cellular component: endoplasmic reticulum membrane. Gene Ontology annotation, biological process: protein secretion. The transcript has 9 exons. Gene Ontology annotation, molecular function: protein binding; guanyl-nucleotide exchange factor activity; GTPase activator activity.